UUUGAUUUUAGACAAAAUUUUCAGUUCUACCUAUCCCAAAAUCACUGUCACUCAUGACAUCUCUAAUGUUUAGCCUUUCAGACUGGUAUUAUGUCAUCAAUGAACACCUUGCCCAAGUAAAGCGCUUCAUAACAUCCGUAAUGGAUGACAAACUCGUCAAACAUCAGACACUGUUCGACACUUUACUGACGAGGCACAGAAAAGAAUUAGAAGAAGUACUGAAAAAACCUUUGGAAUUGCAAGGGAGGAUUAACGACUUUGAUAUCAUCAAAACAUUGGGUACCGGCUCCUUCGGUCGUGUUCUUUUAGUAAGGCACAAAAACGCGAACAAAAAUUACGCGAUGAAAGUGAUGGAAAAAAGAAACAUAGUGAGAACGAAGCAAGUGGCUCACACUAUAGCGGAAAUUCGAAUGUUGAGAGCCCUCAAUUUCGAAUUUAUCGUUCACAUGGACUAUUUCUUCAAAGACAAUGUGUAUUUGUAUCUCGUAAUGCCGUUCAUCUCUGGCGGUGAGAUGUUCACGCACCUGAGGAAACAGAAGAAGUUUGACGAGUCCUUGUGCAAAUUUUAUGGGGCCCAAGUGGUUCUCGCUUUUGAGUACAUGCACAAAAUGGGUGCGCUUUAUAGGGAUCUGAAACCCGAGAAUAUUUUGAUCGAUAAAGAUGGUUAUAUUAAACUUACUGAUUUGGGGUUUUGUAAAAAGAUUGAUGAUCAACGAACUUACACUUUAUGUGGAACUCCUGAAUAUUUGGCACCGGAAAUCAUAUUGAGUCAGGGUUACAAUUACGCAGUGGAUUGGUGGGCUUUAGGAAUAUUAAUUUACGAAAUGGCAGCCGGUUAUCCGCCUUUCUACGCGAAAGAUCCGAUGAAAAUUUACGAGAAAAUUGUUUCUGGGAAGUAUCUCGUUCCGGGACACUUUUCAAAACCCAUAAAGGACCUCCUAGCAAAUAUUAUUCAAGUCGAUAGGACUAAAAGAUUUGGUAAUCUAAAAAAUGGAGUAAAAGACAUUAAGAACCAUGAGUGGUUCAAGAACGUCGAUUAUGAUCUCAUUUUGGACAAGAAAAUCAAACCAUCGUACAAACCUCUGGUAACUGGCGAAGGAGACACCAGCAAUUUUGAAUAUUUUGAAGAUGUGCCGUUAAGAACAAGUGAUCAUGACGAAUUCGGAGAACAGUUCGACUUCGAUGCGCCAUAUACAGUAACACCAAUCUAAUCUUAAUUAACUUAUACCAGUGAAAUGUAAUAUCAUAGUGUAAAAGGCUAACACUAAAAUAUUGUCUUAAUGUGAA
Messenger RNA from Aethina tumida (small hive beetle), 1287 nucleotides. Its product is annotated as cAMP-dependent protein kinase catalytic subunit alpha. The coding region runs from base 54 to 1211 and encodes 385 amino acids. Lineage: Eukaryota; Metazoa; Arthropoda; Insecta; Coleoptera; Nitidulidae. The transcript has 3 exons. Gene Ontology annotation, biological process: peptidyl-serine phosphorylation. Gene Ontology annotation, molecular function: cAMP-dependent protein kinase activity; ATP binding. Gene Ontology annotation, cellular component: nucleus; cAMP-dependent protein kinase complex. The record is from RefSeq and is a predicted model, not a curated record.